Molecule: messenger RNA, 2203 nt
Organism: Molossus molossus (Pallas's mastiff bat)
Lineage: Eukaryota; Metazoa; Chordata; Mammalia; Chiroptera; Molossidae
Gene: ERMN
Product: ermin
Exons: 3
Coding region: 267-1094 (275 amino acids)
Biological process (GO): regulation of cell projection organization; morphogenesis of a branching structure; regulation of cell shape
Cellular component (GO): internode region of axon; neuronal cell body; cell cortex
Molecular function (GO): actin filament binding
Source: RefSeq, a predicted model, not a curated record
AGGGCUGCGGAGCAAUGGGAAGGUGGCCAUUGUCCUGAUUCUUGCUCCUGGGCUGGGGGCAAAUCCGACAGAUUCUACUGCUUUCGUUCUCAACUCUAUCUGGGCACCUUAAGAUAAAGACGCUUGUGAUUAUGUACUAAAGUGAAUAAUUUGUGUUCUUAGAGUAGGAUUUGGAGCUAUAGGACUUGAAGGCAAGAGGACUGGUCUUAUCAAGGGUCGGUUUACUCAGUUUCCCCAGAGCUCAAAGUCGGACUCAACUGUACAUCAUGACAGAUGUUCCAGUGACAUUCAGCCAGGUUGAGUGUAAUGGGAAUACACCACCUGAAAACCGUAACCCACCGAUCACUAAAACCAACGAGGAAAUCAGUGAUGUGGAUGGCACCCCACCCUACUACAGGGUCGAACCUAGUCUUAAAGAUUUACCGACAGAAGGAAAGCAGGAGAAAAGUGAAAAGUUACCGGGGAAGAUGCUGCUCAACUGCUCCAUGGAUGAGAAGAUCCUAAAAGAAAAGCCAGAAGAGGAUCUCUUUAUUGUUCAUAAGGCCAUCACAGAUCUUUCUCUCCAAGAAACAAGCGUUGAUGAAAUGACAUUCAGAGAAGGGCAUCCGUGGAAGAAGAUUCCUCUGAGCAGCAGUCACCUGGAAAUAAGUAGACAAAAGGAAAGGAUUGCUGAGCAACCUCUAGAAGAAAGAGGAGAUGGGGGUAGGAAGAACGAAGCUUACCAGGCAACUGAAAUUGAGUGGCUGGGAUUUCGGAAGCCUAGCCAAGUUGAUGUGUUUCAUGAUGAGGAACAAGAGGUUUGGGAUGAAGAAAUUCACAGUGAAGAUGAUGAUGAAGAUGAAGUUCAAGUGAUAGAACUUAAGGAAAAAAGUGAAGAGGGUUCUCACCUAAAAGAGGGAGGUAAUCCAGGUGAGGACUCUCCACUGAGCAGCCCCGGGUCCCAGCCUGUGUCACCCGAGCAGUCAGCUUUUGGGAAGAAGAGUGAUAUUUCCAAAAAUACUUCUUCAAGAUACAACACAAUAUCCUAUCGGAAAAUCAGGAAGGGGAAUACCAAGCAAAGAAUUGAUGAAUUCGAGUCUAUGAUGCAUUUAUAAACUAACUGGAUCUGAAAAGUUCCCACUAAAGCAAAAUCUAAUUGUCAUUUACUGAGAUGCAUCUUCGUGUGCCUGAUUUCAGUUGUCCACUUUAAAGAUGUGAAAGCUUACUUUCUGUUUCAUGGUAGAAAAAUGUGGAAAUAACCCUAGAUAAGACUCAGUCUGGUAACUUCAAAUCAAAACCUUCACAUUCAUCUGUGGACAUUUGCUUUGUUAAAUUUCACUAACAUGGCAUGAUGUGAUAAGCCCUGAACAGCCAGAACCCCUGGGGAAGCUGGCAUGAUUUGGCUUCAAAGGAACAGUGCUGGAAAAUGUAGUUAUUAAAUGAAAGGUACCUAUUUGAAAUGAUUCCUAUAUUUCUUUUGGGGUCUUCCUGUACCUUAAGGCUGAUCGAAAGUCCAUUGUUAACCCUUUCUUAACUUUUAAACACUGUUUUAUAGACUCUGGCAAUAAAUGUUCAAAUUACUUCUCCUUUCCUAUUAUCUUCCAAAAGGAUUUUAAGUGGUUUCCUUGGCAUCUGCCCAGUGAAAAUCCCGCAUAGACCUUCUUCUUCAGUGUUACCGUUCACUGAAUUUUCUCACUAGAGGAGCUGAGCAAUUGUUAGCCAGAAGAAUCCUGUUGACUGAAUGUUGCCUUUAUGCUCUUAAGAUAUGAAUUAAAUCCAUUGUGAGGUUGAUACAGGGAGGGGUUACAAGAUUGAUGGGCAAUAGACUGAAGAGCUAUAUUGUAUAGUUUUAUUUCUGUGGCAAAAUCUUAUAUAGCAAAAUUGAAGUCAUUAAAAAUGAAAACAAGAGCUUUAGCACAUUGAAAGAAAAUACCCCCCUUUAUUAUCACACUUUCUGUAAUUAAUAAUAUCUCAGAAUAAUUUUCCUUCCUUAGAAAUCCAAGAUAACUCUAGUCAUAACUGUACUAGUUACUAUGAAAAUGGAAAUAAUUAUCAUAGAAUAUUCUAAAGUAGAGUGUGAGCAUGCAUUUUUAGUGAGAAAGCUUUGAUAGUUGUUGGGAAUAUAUAAUUUACUGGACCUCAGCCCAAAUCAAGAUACUUAAAAUUGUGCUUAUGGAAUUUCAUCAAACCAAUGUGUCAAAUAAUAUAUUGAAUAUUUAUGAAA